AUGGCUGAUCGACGGAGAAUUAAUGGACCGCCUGGUACAACGUUACCGCCCGUUUAUGAGACUACGGAUCCGAUUGCGACCACCAGGGAAAGGCUGGCAAACGGAAUUCGAGGAUUGUUUCUCAAGACUGGCGUCACUCCCACAGCUUCAGGCUCAGCAUACAUGGAGAUUGAGCCACCACUCGGCCAGAUCAAAUCUCAGGCCGCUUCUCAGUCAAAGACCAAUGGCAUGAAGCUCAUCUGCACUGUCCAUGGGCCUCGUUCGCUUCCUCGAUCCGCACCCUUCUCGCCCUACCUGGUGCUCUCAACUCAUGUCAAAUACGCUCCUUUCGCCACACGUCGACGUCGAGGCUACCUUCGUGACUCGAGUGAGAGAGAUCUCAGCGUUCAUCUCGAUACGGCCCUACGCGGAGUCAUUAUUGCGGAUAGAUGGCCAAAAAGUGGCGUCGACGUGAUUGUUACCAUUAUUGAAGGCGACCAAGAGCGAGAGGCGUCUCACUCCCAAGGCAACGAAGAGUGGGAUAUGAUGAACGUUCUCAGUGGUUGCAUCACCGUUGCCGCGGCGGCUCUCGCUGACGCUGGUAUCGAUUGCGUCGACAUGGUCACCGGCGGUGUUGCAGCUCUUGUCUCUUCAAACGAACAAGACACUACAGACGCAGACGCACUGUCUAUUGUCUUGGAUCCCGUUUCUCUGGAGCACGACAAAAUACUUGCCGCUUGCUGUGUGGCUUACCUCCCUUGUCGCGCGGAGAUCACCAACCUUUGGGUGAAGGGUCAGCUCUCGCCGUUGGACCCCUUGCUCCAUACGAAACUCAUGGGUCGCGCUAUUCAAGCUUCCAAGGGCAACUACCGCGCCGUUCUCGAGAGACUCGAAAGCAACCAACCACCCAGCAGUUAA
This is a messenger RNA of Colletotrichum abscissum, 897 nucleotides long. RefSeq names its product 3' exoribonuclease. Gene Ontology annotation, cellular component: cytoplasmic exosome (RNase complex); nuclear exosome (RNase complex); nucleolus. NCBI's taxonomy places the organism in Eukaryota, Fungi, Ascomycota, Sordariomycetes, Glomerellales, Glomerellaceae. Bases 1 to 897 code for a protein of 298 amino acids. Gene Ontology annotation, biological process: nuclear mRNA surveillance; U4 snRNA 3'-end processing; poly(A)-dependent snoRNA 3'-end processing. The record is from RefSeq and is a predicted model, not a curated record. The transcript has 2 exons.